Messenger RNA from Trichoderma virens Gv29-8, 480 nucleotides. RefSeq lists its product as uncharacterized. The transcript is spliced from 2 exons. The coding region runs from base 1 to 480 and encodes 159 amino acids. Lineage: Eukaryota; Fungi; Ascomycota; Sordariomycetes; Hypocreales; Hypocreaceae. The record is from RefSeq and is a predicted model, not a curated record.
AUGAACGUCGACGGUCCCAUCAAGCCGGCUAGGGAGGCGGCUUCACGCGAGACGAAAACAACGACGCAAGAGAGUAAAUCCCAGGAACUGAGGCGGAGAUGGGAAGAAUUGGUAUUGUUGGUCCGCGAUAUUCGACAGAAAUACCUGGAACUAAAGGCACUUGAAGAACGAUGCAACGAAGUUAAUCAGGCCUUCGAGGAAGACGAGGUAGAGCUCAACAUUGCCGAACUAGCACUGGAGGAGCGAGAGACAGAGAUGCCCAAUCUUGUAGAGGCUUUCAGAGUUAAGCUCAUCGUCAGCGAAGUCCGACAGGCUUUGGAAUUGGAGAUCAAUGAUGUUGAUCAUGACAAUCACCAACAGCAACACGAGGAACGAAUGGCAAGGGGCUGCUGUCUCUUGCAGAAAUGGGAAGAAUUGGCAGCGAAAGCUAAGAGCGCAUCCAAGCUUUUGGAUGAAAUAAAUAAGCUCAUGGAGGAAUGA